AGUCAGAGUUCACUGCGCAUGUCAAACCACCACGUCAUUCUUUCCUGAAGCUUCCGGGUGCAGACACUUUGGGAAGCCAGAUGUGGUUUUUACCACCAAAGCAUGACAGAGAAGUGAAAGGGAAAACACUAUUUUCACGAUGACUGGGAGGAAGAGUUCUUUUUCACGACAGUGAAAGAUAAAUAUAUGUGUCCUAUUUGCAGGGCGACUAUUGCGUCGGCAAAGCGGCACAAUGUGGAGAGACGCUACUUUAGCCGCUACAAAGCUUCCAUGCUAACUAGCCACCUGGUAGCACAUAGACUGUAUGCACACUACGGACAGAAAAACCCGGGACUUAAAGGCAGCUUUGACAUCUACUGUGGGCUCCUCCAUGACGGGUCGGCAUGCAGACUUCAUUGUACGAUGCAGAGGUGAUCCAGACUUCCCAACAUUCCUACAUUACCACUGCAUCAUUCACCAGCAGGACAUAUGUAUGUACAAAAGUGGCUGGAUUUGAUCAUGUGAUGACUUGUGUCGUGAAGAUCAUAAAUGGCUCCAAAGCCAAACAACCAGGACAUUGAAGGUGCUGCUGGAGGAGCUGUCAGUUGAACAUAGUGACCUGUUACUACACACAGAAACCCCAUGGAUCAGCAGGGGAACAGUUUUGCAGCGUUUUUUGUCACUGUUGGCCGAAAUCAAAGGGUUCAUGCAUCCAAAGGGGAAGACAUCUCGCUGCUUGAGGACACUGAGUGGAUUCUUGCCCUUGUAUUUUUAACGGACAUCACUGGGAAACUGAACCAUCUGAACUGUGAGCUGCAAGGUAAAGGUGAUGGCGCAAAUUUGCUAUUGAGGAAGUUUGUAUCAAACAACGCUCCCUUCGUACCCUUGAAGUUGCUCUUGGGUUCAAAAAGGUUGGUGACCCCUGAUAUAGAAUUUUUCUUAUGACUUUCAAGUAACAGUACAUUUACAUAAAACACGGUAAAUCAGCAGAGAAUCAGUUUCACAAUGAUUAGCCAUUCUUUAACUGUUAAUAUACUUUUUCUUUUUUUGAAAAACAACAUUUCUUCAGAUUUUCUUGAAGGGGACAUUAUGUACAAUUUGACCUUGUUUUUAUUGUUAACAUAUGAAUUGAUACUUUUUCCAUAAUUUUACUAGUUAUUAACUGCAUUUUAACAUAACAGCGAAACUCAGUAACUCAGUUGAUUUUUUUUUUUAAAUACAGUUACAAUUUUUUUUCUUUUUAUCUCUGUAUGUUCCUAAGCUUCUCUGGUCAAGCGGCUCCUUUGAAUUUCUUCUCAUAAAUCCAUUUUGUUUCUUCACUUGUUACGACUUUGAGGCUUUACUCGCUCGCGAGACCUGACAUGAGAAAUUUACGAGGACCUCGAGCGUAAAUGUUUGGAGACGAUCUGAGCUGCUCUGUGAUUGGUCCUCGGGUCUUCAGCAGGACUUCAAAGCCGCAGAGGAGCUACAACUACUGAAGCAGUCAGAGAGGAAACACGCACUGAUCACAUCCAGCCGCACAGACACACACACACACUGUCAGUAACACAUCACUGCUCAGUCCAUGGCUGCUACAAUGCUGGGGGAGGAACCGCGGCUGGGCAGCACCCCGCUGGCCAUGCUGGCCGCCACCUGCAGCAGAAUCGGUGAGCCUAGCCCCUCAUGCUCCCCCGCUCUCUCCGAUGGAGCUCCAGGUCUGAUCAAAGGUUUCCACCCGUGGAAGAGGAGCGCUCAGGGCACCAGCAGCUUGGGUACCUGUCUGACCUCGUUCGGGGUUUCCAGGAGUGGCGGGACCGGACUGACGGAGGCCUCGAGUGCUUUUUCAGUGACAGCUGCCAACUCUCCUUUAGGAAAUGAUUUUUCCAUGUACCACACAGCCGUGCCAUCAGACAACAGUGUUCCCGAUUCCACGCACACACAGCGGCCUGUGUUUCUGACCAAAUUCCCCUCCUCAGUGGAGGGCAUAACGGGGAUAUAUCCGAGGAUGCACGGGCAUCCCUAUGAUUCGUGGUUCAAGCCCGUUGGGGAGGUCGGGAACGGGUCUCCUGCUUGGUGGGACAUGGGCACCAGCUGGGUGGACACACAGAGCCCGGCCGGGCUGCCCUCUCCUCUGAGCAGCUACAGCAACGACUACAGCCCCGCCUUCAGCCCCGGUGCCUCUCAGCACCUGCUCCCCGCGACGCAGCACCUGUUUGACGGCUUCAGGCCACCUGUCCCGACUCCCUACACAGAGUCUACGACCACGGCGGCACCUGCGCUGACGGGAACUCCAGUCGUUUCUCUGCCCGCAUCUUCACGCUCCUCCUCGCGGCGCUACUCCGGUAGAGCCACCUGCGACUGUCCGAACUGCCAGGAGGCGGAGAGCCUCGGUCAGGGAGGCACCAGUCCCCGGCGGAGGGGCUUGCACAGCUGCCACAUCCCGGGUUGUGGCAAAGUUUACGGGAAAACCUCCCACCUGAAGGCCCACCUGCGCUGGCACACCGGGGAGAGACCGUUUGUCUGCAACUGGCUCUUUUGCGGGAAACGCUUUACGCGCUCCGACGAGCUGCAGCGGCAUUUACGCACUCACACCGGAGAGAAGCGCUUCGAGUGCUCCAUCUGCCACAAACGGUUCAUGCGCUCCGACCACCUCAGCAAACACGUGAGGACGCACAGCGCGGACGGUGCCGAGGACGGCAGGGAACUGGGACUCUGUAAAGGAAACAGCGACUCGGACAAUAGCGUCUCCGGCAGCCCGAGCCAGUCUCCCGGACUGAGACCGAACACCGGGGCACCGAGAGCCGUGGAAUAGUUUCCAAAGCGAACAAAGCAACACGUGGGCAUUUGAUUACACUGUUCCAGCCUGAGUAUGUUUUCUUGGACACUUACAAACUGAAAUGGCACUUUAUGGUUGACACUGUUUCCUUACCUCAUCUGUUUUUUCUUAAAAUAUCUAUUUUCUCUACAGUUUAUCAAAACUUGUGUUCUUUAAAGGCAUAUUGUAUACUCAUAAUUUAUUCUGUAAACUUUUUUUUUAAACAAGUAGCCUUACACAACACUCUCGUUAUUUCUUGACAGCAUCUCAUAAAUGAUAUAUUUAAUGUUAUGUUAUCUUAAAAUGUGUUUGGUUGGAAGAAUAAAUUGUUAUAAUUUAUCGGUGCUUGUAAAUUUUUGUUAUACCUGCUAUCAAUAAAACAGGACCAUUUUGGAUUUUCUUA
Messenger RNA from Amphiprion ocellaris (clown anemonefish), 3176 nucleotides. It is a transcript of the gene sp8a, whose product is annotated as sp8 transcription factor a. The record is from RefSeq and is a predicted model, not a curated record. Gene Ontology annotation, molecular function: RNA polymerase II cis-regulatory region sequence-specific DNA binding; DNA-binding transcription factor activity, RNA polymerase II-specific. The coding region runs from base 1544 to 2770 and encodes 408 amino acids. Gene Ontology annotation, biological process: regulation of transcription by RNA polymerase II. The transcript is spliced from 3 exons. NCBI's taxonomy places the organism in Eukaryota, Metazoa, Chordata, Actinopteri, Pomacentridae.